GUGAGUCGAGAGGAGCCCAGUGGGGUCUAAAGAGGAAGCCGGCGAUCUAGGACUGGUGCCAGGCCGGGCAGAGAGUCGGAGGAGGGUUUAAAGCCAGGUGCGCCGAGUCAGCUCGCCAUGUCCAGAUCCGGGGACAGGACCUCCACCUUCGACCCCAGCCACAGCGACAACCUGCUGCACGGCCUCAAUCUGCUGUGGAGGAAGCAGCUGUUUUGCGACGUGACCCUGACGGCCCAGGGCCAGCAGUUCCACUGCCACAAGGCCGUGCUGGCCUCCUGCUCACAGUACUUCCGAUCGCUCUUCUCCAGCCACCCCCCUCUCGGGGGAGGGGUCGGCGGCCAGGACGGUCUGGGGGCCCCCAAGGACCAGCAGCAGCAGCAGCCGCCGCAGCAGCAGCCGCCACAGCAGCCGCAGCAGCCGCCGCAGGAGGAGCCCGGGACUCCUUCCUCCUCCCCCGACGACAAGCUGCUGACCAGUCCCCGGGCCAUCAACAACCUGGUGCUGCAGGGCUGCUCGUCCAUCGGGCUGCGCCUGGUGCUCGAGUACCUCUACACGGCCAACGUGACCCUCUCCCUGGACACGGUGGAGGAGGUGCUGUCGGUCAGCAAGAUCUUGCACAUCCCCCAGGUCACCAAGCUCUGCGUGCAGUUCCUCAACGACCAGAUCUCGGUACAGAACUACAAGCAGGUGUGCAAGAUCGCCGCGCUGCACGGCCUGGAGGAGACCAAGAAGCUGGCCAACAAGUACCUGGUGGAGGAUGUGUUGCUGCUCAACUUCGAGGAGAUGCGCGCCCUGCUGGACUCGCUGCCGCCCCCCGUGGAGUCGGAGCUGGCGCUCUUCCAGAUGUCCGUGCUGUGGCUGGAGCACGACCGCGAGACCCGCAUGCAGUACGCGCCCGACCUCAUGAAGCGCCUCCGCUUCGCGCUCAUCCCGGCCCCGGAGCUGGUGGAGCGGGUCCAGUCGGUGGAUUUCAUGCGCACCGACCCGGUCUGCCAGAAGCUGCUGCUGGACGCCAUGAACUACCACCUGAUGCCCUUCAGGCAGCACUGCAGGCAGAGCCUGGCCAGCAGAAUUCGCUCUAACAAGAAAAUGCUGUUACUGGUUGGAGGCCUGCCUCCUGGGCCGGACCGGCUUCCCAGCAAUUUGGUGCAGUACUACGAUGAUGAUAAGAAGACGUGGAAAAUACUCACAAUUAUGCCGUACAACAGUGCCCACCACUGCGUUGUGGAGGUAGAAAACUUCCUGUUUGUGCUGGGUGGAGAGGACCAAUGGAACCCCAACGGAAAACACAGUACAAAUUUUGUCAGUCGAUACGAUCCUCGAUUUAAUAGCUGGAUACAACUUCCACCCAUGCAAGAAAGAAGAGCCAGUUUCUAUGCAUGUCGGCUGGACAAGCAUUUAUACGUUAUUGGCGGAAGGAACGAAACCGGCUAUUUGUCCAGCGUGGAGAGCUAUAACCUAGAAACGAACGAAUGGCGCUAUGUGUCGUCUUUGCCCCAGCCUCUGGCUGCUCACGCGGGAGCGGUGCACAAUGGGAAAAUAUACAUUUCAGGGGGUGUGCACAAUGGAGAAUAUGUCCCGUGGCUAUAUUGCUAUGACCCUGUAAUGGAUGUCUGGGCUCGAAAACAAGAUAUGAACACAAAACGCGCCAUCCACACUUUGGCUGUAAUGAAUGAUCGCUUGUACGCAAUUGGAGGAAAUCAUUUGAAAGGUUUCUCUCACCUUGAUGUAAUGCUUGUGGAAUGCUAUGACCCAAAAGGUGACCAGUGGAAUAUUCUCCAAACUCCUAUUUUGGAAGGUCGAAGUGGCCCUGGCUGUGCGGUUCUGGAUGACAGCAUCUACCUUGUGGGGGGCUAUAGCUGGAGUAUGGGGGCCUACAAGUCCUCCACAAUAUGCUACUGUCCGGAAAAAGGGACCUGGACAGAACUGGAAGGAGAGGUAGCGGAGCCGCUGGCGGGCCCGGCCUGCGCCCCGGUUAUCCUGCCCGCCUGUGUACCUUACAGCAAAUAACGCCCCGGAGCCCUGGAAGGAACACUCUCACAUUCUAGGAAACAGCGACAGGUGUCAUCCUUAUUAUACUAGGAACAGUGCAUUCUAAUGGUACAACUGCCGAAACCCAGCCUCGGUUUCUAAUGAUUUACAAGUAACGACAAAAGAAAAAGACCCAUGCUUGAACAGAUACUGUGUCUGCGACUCGGAUCACGCCAAACUUCCUGUGGUGACAGACUCUUCCAUUUCGGACUGGUUUUAACUUGCCCCAGCUUUUCAAAAACUCCUCGCGUGGAUCUUGACUUUCAAAAGGUGAAAGAUAAAAUGCAGAAGAGUGCCCCAGAGAGACCGAAGAUGAGUAUUGUGCAUUGUAGUCUACCCGCAUGUGACCUAUGUUGAAGUUUUGGGGAUAUUGUGUUCAUGAAUGAUCCAGAAUUUGACCCACUAAAAUACUUACACUGCAUUACAGAAAUUGCCACUUGAUUCUAUAUUCCUAACCUGUGGCUACUUCACAGACUCCAUAGGCAACGCAGUUAUAGAAAAGCAUAUAGGAUUAAAGGGAAACAUGUUUGUUUCUAUAUAACUUCAUGUCAUGUACCGUCUGCCCCUUACAGCACCUCAUGGUAUCACAGAAGAUGAAGAUGUCGCUCUUGCAGCAAUUGCUUUCUGCCCUGUGGGUUCUAAGCUAGCCGAUCAUAAUUUGUGUCCUCAAUUUUAUAUGAAAGAUUAAAAGAACAUAAACUCCUAUGUCACUAUUCCUUCCACAGAAGCUCAUGUGUUCUCACUUUUUUUUUUAUAUAUUAAAAAGUAGUGAACACACCUGUUAUUUCCUUCAAAAGGUAGGACUGACAAAAGUUUUUGUACAAUAUUGAAGAGCUUCUGUGAGAUAUCACAUCUGACCCAAACUUAACCUAUGAUGAAACUGGGAGAUUGUUUUCAGGAAUUCAGGGAUGAAAAGAAAGAAUAAUUUCUUCUAACUGUUAUCCCCGUUGUCUCUCUGUCCCUAAAACAUACCACUUAAAAGAGCCACAGGAAUGAAUAACAGCUCUUAACAAAUAUUUCUCCCUCUUCUUCACCUUUGGCUCUAGAAAUGCCUCUGGAUUUGGCUCUAGGAAAGCACAUGACUUACCCUGAUUAUUCUCCAACUCAUCAUAUUUGUUCGUUAUCACCAAAGAUGCCUGAGAUCAGUUAGUUGAACAAUUGCUAGUUGACUUUAGAAGCAUGAGGAAUUUAGGAGCAGAAGGUCAGGAGAGCAUGAGAUAGUUUCCAGUGCGACCAAUCAAAGGAGCAAAACUGGAAGGAAUGUGAAUUUGAUUUUUAAGCCCUUCAGAGCUGAAACUACAACAGUUAAGACUAAAUAAUAGCCUAAAAUAUUUUUAAAUCACCCAGAGGUGUUGUUGAAUCCCUCCACAAAGGUGUCAUUCAAAACGACAACAUGGGGAAGCCACAGAUUGAAAAUGCCUUGGUAAUAAGCUUUCGCCGUGGAGCAUGUCAAGAUAGAUGGGUGUCCUGGAAUCCAAUGCCGUUUCUACUGUAAAGUGCAAUCUUCGUUGUUUUUGUAUUUAUUUGUAUGUUCAGAUCCAAAGGAUCCGUUGUAAAAAUAUAUAUAUAAAUAUAUAUAUAUAUGUAUCCAGUGCAAUCAACUUUCAUUUCUUUUUCCUUGAAAACAUGAUAUAUAGGAAAGAAAAGUUACAGUACUUGGGGAAAAUCUUAGCUGACGUCACAAAGAGAACAAGGUCUGCUUCAGAACCUUUUAUUGUCAACUGUCACCAUUUCUUCCAAAAGUCACAGUUUAUACAAGGAUAUUCACUUUCCUUAGAUUUGUUCUUCAUUUAUUUUUUAUUUCUAGCCAAAAUAAAUAAGAGCAUUUAUAAGAACUAUAAGUAAAGCUUUCUGUAUUUCAGAAAGGCACAAACUAUUAGAAGUGAAAAGUGAGUAAGUAAGUCUGAGUAAGUAAGUCAGAGAGAUUGUAAAUUUUGUACAGUAUUAGAAUGUGUAAAUGAAGCUUGCUUGGAAGGGGAAAACUUUAAAUAAAAACUUUAUGUACUAAUU
Molecule: messenger RNA, 4041 nt
Organism: Suricata suricatta (meerkat)
Lineage: Eukaryota; Metazoa; Chordata; Mammalia; Carnivora; Herpestidae
Gene: KLHL14
Product: kelch like family member 14
Exons: 9
Coding region: 118-2010 (630 amino acids)
Molecular function (GO): protein binding
Source: RefSeq, a predicted model, not a curated record